UGCAAGCUAGCCAAGCCCUCCCUCCAUACAUACAGAAUGAUGGCCUCAACAAACUAUCCCUCCCCUUCCCAAAUUGUGGAGUCCAAAGACACACAAGAAGUUAUAGUAGUGAUCGUACCAUUUCUUGCACAAGGCCACAUUAAUCUUCUUGCCCACAUGUCCCGCCUCGUUGCCUCCUACGACUUGCCCGUUUAUUUUCUCGGUUUGAGCAUCGACAUCGUCACAGCCAAACAACGUAUCCAAGGUUGGAACCCGACCGACUACCCGACCCUUCGGUUCCAUGAGUUCCCCCCGCCCCCGUCUUACCAAUCCAUCACCAACCCCACCCGUGAAUUCGGGUCGUACGCUGACUUGUUAGCUGACACGAUGACAGCGGCCGUGGAUUUACGCGGCCCCAUUAGAGAGCUCCUGUGGGAGCUCUCAAGCAAAUGCCGAAGGCUCGUGGUGGUUGGCGACGCCCUGAUGGCCACGGCUAUACAAGACGUCGCUUCCAUACCGAACGCUGAGGCUUACAACUUCUAUGUCGGGUCAGCCUUCCACGAUGCCUCGCUCGUCUGGGAAGUCUCCCGUAGAGUGCUUCACAUCCCGCCUUUCCUCUGGAAGCUCAUAGGGAAGCUUGUUCUCCCUUCCGGUGCAGUGAUCCCGGACGGUCUUCCGACCCCACAAAGCUGCUUCCCGGCAAAUUUCUUGAAGUUCAUCGUCGACCAACGAGCCAACCACAAGUUCUUCAAGGGUCAUCUGUUCGACGCUUGCAGAGCCAUAGAAGGCCCAUACCUCGACCUGCUCCGAAGGUGCUACAGGCUACUCAGAAGAGGAAACGUGUGGGGGAUCGGUCCUUUCAACCCAGUCGUCACCCAAUCAGUAACAAGCAAUAAUAAUUCCACAGACCGUCACAGCAGCCUUGGGUGGCUGGACAUGCAGCCACCCAAGUCUGUUAUUUUCGUCUCCUUUGGGACUCUAACCGUCCUGUCCGACGACCAGCUCCACGAGCUAGCCGCAGGGUUGGAACAGAGCGGGCAGAGGUUCAUCUGGGCGGUGAAAGAUGUGCUAAAAGGAGCGAAAGGAUGGAUAGGGCUGCCCGAAGGAUACGAGGAGAGAGUCAAAGGGAGAGGGCUCAUCCUCCGGGACUGGGUCCCGCAGCUCGAGAUCCUGGAGCAUGGGUCGACGGGCGGGUUCUUGACGCACUGCGGGUGGAACUCGUGCAUGGAGAGCAUAUGCAGGGGAGUGCCAAUGGCGACGUGGCCAAUCCAGUACGACCAGGCGAGGAACGCUGUCCUGAUGACGGAGGUGCUGAAGAUAGGGAUCGCCGUGAAAGAUUGGGAGCGGAGGGAGGAAGUGAUAACUGCGGCGGCGAUUGAAGCGGCCGUCCGGAGAUUGAUAGGGUCGGCGGAAGGAGAGGAGUUGAGAGUUAAGGCGAGAGAGAUGGGGAGAGCCGUGAAGCAGUCCGUGAUGGAGGGGGGCGUUUCUCGCGUGGAGAUGGACAGUUUUAUUGCUCAUAUUGCCAGAAAAUGUUGAGAGGGAACCGAAGGAGAGGUGCGUUGAAAUAAAUACCUCUAGUUUUCUUUUUUUCUUCUCAAAUGCAUUUCUCAUCAUUGUAAUUGAUUUAAGUUAUUUUCAUUCUAUGUGAUUAGUGAAUAAUGUGAAUCUUUAAGAAUGUCUUCUUUGAGAAAAAAUGCUUACUAGAAUAAGAAUUAAAAAAAAGAAAGAACUAAAAUAUGAUUUUAAUAUUUUUAUCUGUAAAAUAGGAUUUAUAGUUCCAAUAUAGAGUGAUACAUUGU
Molecule: messenger RNA, 1778 nt
Organism: Cuscuta campestris
Lineage: Eukaryota; Viridiplantae; Streptophyta; Magnoliopsida; Solanales; Convolvulaceae
Source: the annotation of a GenBank genome assembly